AUGCAGCUCCCAACCAACUUCCUCACCUUCUUCCUCACCUCCUCUACCUUCCUCACCCUCAUCACCGCCGCCCCCACCGCCUCUCCCGUAGUCGUUGCCUCCUCCGUCGACGUCGCCGACGACAACUCAGGCCCCACCGACGACGGCGACGGCAUCAUCUACCACACCUCCUCCGACGAAAACGACCCCGACGACCCCGCCAUUGCCUUCUUCUCCUCCCUCCCGCCCCUCCCAGCAGCCGACAAACGCACCCCCAACCCUUCCUCGCCCAUUACCACCGGCCUCGCCUCAUCCAAGAUCAAGCGCGAAAACAAAGACUUCUGCAAAGGUGGGGGCUACUUCAACGCCACGUCCGAGGGUUCUCCCUGGGUGGACGACUGCAAGAUUAUCAUCCAGAACAUUUCCCCAAAGGGGGGAACAUGGAGAUACAUGACGGGCUCGCAGCGGACUUUGGUGUCGCACAAGAGCUGUGCUUUGGGGAUUGAGAGCACGGAUGGCGUGCCGCCCGCGCUGCAGACGUAUAUUGGCGAUCUGGACAUCUCGGAGUGGAUCCAGAAGAGCAUCGAUAAGUAUGCGAGCAAGAAGGAGCAGGGGAAGGUGGGCAGUUAUGGGGAUACGCAGUGCCCGAGCACCCACUUUAAGGGGGACGAGUACGGCAUGCGGUGGGGGCUGUAUAGGGCUAAGGGGUAUAAGGAUGAGAAUUAG
Molecule: messenger RNA, 705 nt
Organism: Sordaria macrospora k-hell
Lineage: Eukaryota; Fungi; Ascomycota; Sordariomycetes; Sordariales; Sordariaceae
Source: RefSeq, a predicted model, not a curated record